Microcebus murinus (gray mouse lemur) is the source of this 768-nucleotide messenger RNA. RefSeq names its product GADD45G interacting protein 1 (gene GADD45GIP1). Gene Ontology annotation, cellular component: nucleus; mitochondrion. The record is from RefSeq and is a predicted model, not a curated record. NCBI's taxonomy places the organism in Eukaryota, Metazoa, Chordata, Mammalia, Primates, Cheirogaleidae.
CCCGGCCGGCCCGCGAGGACCCCUCACGGCCAAGAUGGCGGCGCCCGCGAGGCCAGCGCGCGGCCUGCUCCGGCUGGCGGCGGCCCUGCGCCCGGGUCCCCGCGGCUACCGGGCGCCGCCGCCCCCGCGCCGCUCGCCGGGGCCCUGGUGGCCAGACCCGGAGGACAUGCUGACUCCGCGCUGGCAGCGGGGGCCGCGCUACGCGGCCAAGCAGUUCGGGCGUCACGGCGACGCCUCCGGGGUGGCCCCCGGUUCGCUGUGGCCGUCGCGGGAGCAGCUGCGCGAGCUGGAGGCCGAGGAGCGCGAGUGGCACCCGAGCCUGGCGGCCAUGCAGGAGUCGCUGCGAGCGAAGCAGCUGGCCGAGGAACAGAAGCGGCGGGACAGGGAGCAGCGCAUUGCAGAGAGCAUGGCCAAGAUGCCACAGAUGAUUGAGAACUGGCGGCAGCAGCAGCGGGAGCGCUGGGAGAAGGCGCAGGCGGACAAGGAGAGGAGGGCCCGGCUGCAGGCUGAGGCCCAGGAGCGCCUGGGCUACCACGUGGACACAAGGAGCGCCCGCUUCCAGGAGCUGUUACAGGACCUGGAGAAGCAGCAACGCAAGCGCCUCAAGGAGGAAAAACAAAGAAAGAAGAAGGAGGCAAGAGCUGCUGCGAUGGAAGCUGCUGCGGCCCAGGAAGCCACUGAGGCCCAGGACCCAGCAGCCUCUGGGGCACCCAGCUCCUGAGCUCUGUCCUUUCCCAAUAAAGGCUGCCACCUGACCGUCCCUUGAAG